Molecule: messenger RNA, 974 nt
Organism: Halteromyces radiatus
Lineage: Eukaryota; Fungi; Mucoromycota; Mucoromycetes; Mucorales; Cunninghamellaceae
Exons: 1
Coding region: 156-851 (231 amino acids)
Source: RefSeq, a predicted model, not a curated record
CUCCUACAACCUUGCCUGGAUCAUCAUCAUCAUCAUCAUCAUCAUUAUUUCCAUCAACACAACAGCAACAACAGCAACAACAACAACAACAACAACGACAACAAGAAGUACAAUCGUCUAUAUACGAGUCUAUUGCUAAUCGUACAUCUUCUGAAAUGCUUCAAAAUAUAUUACUACCAACAUUACAAUCAAUCAAAGCAUUGGCUGACGAACAAUACCAACAUGAACUCAAUACCCGGACAACCAUCAGAAAAUCAACUACUUCAACGACACCAUCGUCUCAUCAUCACUAUAAAUCACCGUUAUUACCUCCAUCAACCUCAUCAGCAUCAUCAUCAUCAGCAGCAUCAUUAUUUGACCCAAGUAACUUGAUUUCAGCCAUCACCACUAUGAUCUUGGACCCAACUGCUUUCCGAGAAUCAUUGCAAUUACGACGAGACGAACUACAACAUCAAGUGGAACACAUCAACCGAUUAUUACAACAAACAUCUGGACUUUUGGAAAGUAUUGAAGUGGUGAUAGGAAAGCCUACUAUUGAAAAGUACAAGACAACAUUAAAUGAUACUAGACGCAUGAUACCCGUGAUAUCUUCCGCUGAAUCGUCAACAGCAAAUGAUCAUCAACAUCAUCAUCCUUAUCAAUAUCAACGUCGACCUAGUGCUUCAUAUGAUCAUCGCAUUCCUCGGCCACCAACACCACCACAUAUAGCCACCAUCUCAACUUCAACGACCGACUUUUCAUCUUCCUCUAACUUCUCUUCCCCUAGUUCAGUGCAUGGACUUUCUGAUAGGCAACAUUCUCCCACAAGUGAAUCCUUUACUCGAAUUUCACCAGUACCAGCAAGAAAGUGACAAGCCAUCAAGAAAGAAAGGAAGAAUCGUUUGGUCCUUAUAUCUAUAUAUAGUAAUUAGAUCCCUUGUUAGUUAGUUGUCCAUUUAUCAUCUUAUCAUCAUUCGUAAUGAAAUCUUAGUUUG